Messenger RNA from Episyrphus balteatus (marmalade hoverfly), 1217 nucleotides. RefSeq names its product syntaxin-6. Bases 302 to 1183 code for a protein of 293 amino acids. Gene Ontology annotation, biological process: Golgi vesicle transport. Gene Ontology annotation, cellular component: membrane. Lineage: Eukaryota; Metazoa; Arthropoda; Insecta; Diptera; Syrphidae. The transcript is spliced from 5 exons. The record is from RefSeq and is a predicted model, not a curated record.
CAUCAUACAUACGAAGGAGAAGAAAAAUCGGAAAAUUUUCGCUCCCGCAGUUUGUGUGACAGUGAAUAAAUAUUUUGCUUAAAAAAAAAGUAAUCCUUUCUUGAUAAAAAUUUAAUUCAAAAUAUUUAUAAACAAUCGACAAAAGUUGAAUUAAAAAAUCAAAGGAUUUAAAUUUCAAUUUUCCUUAGAAAUAAGAAAAAAUACUCGAAAGAAAAACCUUCCCGAUAUCAUUUUUUUCAAACGGGGGUUGGUCGAACGCCGAUGAUUUUCCGACAGCCAUUUAAAUUGUUUUUCCUGUGUCAUGUCUUUGGAGGAUCCAUUUUUUGUUGUUAAAGACGAAGUGUUUAAGGCUUUGAACAAGACUCGGGGAUUAUAUUUGCGUUGGCGUGAGUUGGGUGAAUCGAGUGCUGCUGAAGUCGAAUGGACCACCACAGAACUACGCAAUUCAUUAAGGAGCAUUGAAUGGGAUCUAGAGGAUUUGGAAGACACAAUUAGUAUCGUAGAAAAGAAUCCGAACAAGUUUCGUAUUGAUAACAGAGAAUUAUCCAGCCGACGUCACUUCAUAGAUGCGACUCGCGAUGAAGUCAAAUCCAUGAAGGAGAAGAUGAGCCUUAACCGGAAUAGGGACAGAGAUAUAACAGCACGUCAGCCAUUAUUAGACGAACAGCAAAACGAAAAGAACAUCUCAUUAACAAACAAUUCAACAGCAACAUCUGUCGUUGGAGGAGUAUUGGGUAAUAGUGUUAGUGGUAAUAUAGCAAGUACUAUAGCCGGCACCAUGGCAUCUCGACACAGUGGAACAAAAUAUUCCAAAUUGGAAAAUACUCUCGAUAGUCCGGGUCAUUAUGCUACGCUUGACAGUCCGGGUCAUAAGUUUGUAGGAGAAACUGUAUCAAUUCAGCAGCGUAUGAUGCAGGGACAAGAUGAACAGUUGGAUAUGAUAAGCGAUUCGAUUGGAACAUUGAAGACUGUAUCACGUCAAAUUGGUGUUGAGUUAGAUGAGCAAGCAGUAAUGCUCGAUGAUUUUGGAAAUGAAUUUGACACAACUGAAUCUAAAUUAGAUUCAACCAUGAAGAAAGUUGCCAAAGUUCUCCACAUGAAUAAUGAUAAACGACAGUGGGCUGCUAUAAUUUUCCUUUCAUCACUUUUAAUUAUUGUGAUACUUUUAUUUAUAAUAUUGUAAAUCAAUAACGAAUUACACACUAAUCUUGUUGUUA